AGUUGACGCGCACUUCUGCACAGAGAAAUCCUCCGCGCCCGCACCGCAACACAAUAGAAAAUGUGUGGCCGUUUGCCCUUUUUGAAUGGACCACCACCAGACUUUUGGUAGAUCUUCGCACACACAUACAAAGCUACAUAUACACUCCAUAGACGCACAGUUGUUAUUCCUAUUGUUGCUAUUCCUUUUUUUUCCCCCUUUCACUCCGUUCGUAGCACCCUUGAUCCUUCUUUGACAAUAAGUGUUUUUGCAGUAAGGUGAGAUACCUCCAUUUUCGUUGAUCCGCUGUCUACCGGCUGCUCGUUGCUUAUGGGAUCACUCCUCAAGGAUGUCCUUCUCCGUCACCAGCAGUGGGAAGAGGAGGUGGAGAGACAAAGAAAUGUCUCCAACGUACAGGAGACACGAACAGCUCCUACAGGAAACGAUGCCGUACCCAAGAUCCAAAGCUCCUUGUCGAACCUGUCAGAUAGUGACGCUGCUGUCUCCACGGACCUCGCUCAUCACGGUGAAGGAACGAAGAAUCGAACCCGCCACCGCACGCGGCCCCCCGGUUUGCGUGCGUCGGUCGCCGAGGUGAACGUCAGAGACGACGGUGCUUCUCGUGUGCCCGCAACGGCCUCACCCGCCACAACAGGGGCAGCAGCAGUAGGCUCAGCAACCUCCUUCACAGCCGCAGCGUCGCAGAGCUCUAGUGCGUCCAUCACCGUCUCACCCUCUCCAUCACUCUCCGCCAGCCUUGCUCUGCCCUUCACCCCUUAUCCCGUGCAACAGGAGAUGUGCGCCACAGUUGCGAAUGUGUUGAAAUCCUGCAAGCCGCACGUCGUCCCUGUCGCGAUUACGGAGGUGCCAACGGGGUGCGGCAAGACCAUGGCACUGCUGUCCGGCGUGCUGCGGUAUCAGCAGGAAUUGAAGCGCAUGACCCCGGGGGAGGCGGCCACCUUUGUGCACGCCCGCAGGCCGCCGUGGCAGCACGCGGCACAGACCCAGAAGAGCAAGAAAAGGGGCGGCAGCAGCGGCAACAAAAACUCCUCGAGAGGCAAAGGACGGGCGGCAACCGAUGGACACGCAGCGACGUCUGUGGCCGGGAACGAUGCUGGUGGCGACGACAGCGACUCCGACAACACCGAAGAUGGGGCCGAUGCCGGUUGGACCGUUCCGCGUUCCUUCUUCAAGCAGUUCUCUGUCAACUCUCAGCGGAAGAUCCGCGCAGAGCUGGACGUAACCGGCUCGCAGGAGCUGCGCCGACGCUUUCUCCCGCCGCCGUGCACGGUUUACUACGUCACCCGCACGCAUGCGCAGCUGCGACAGGCGGUGCGGGAGCUGCGUCACCUGCACGGCGCCUCCGGUGCAAUCCGCAUGAACAUUCUCGGCAGUCGUGAGCACUACUGCAUUCAUCCUAAGGUGCUCCAGGCAAAGGCAAACCACACCCUCCCCGUCGAAGGCAACAACCUUGGCGAAGUCUGCGACAAGCUGGUGUCGAUGGGCCUGUGCGAGAUGGCGGAGAAGUGCGACGAGCUGUCCUGCAGCGCCAUUGGCGGCGCUAUCGGCCACCAGCGCGGACUGAUCUGGGACAUGGAGGACCUCGUUCUGGAGGGCGCUGCGCGGAAUAUGUGCCCCUACUACGCCGCGCGUGACUUGGUGUUCUUUGCGGACAUCAACUUCUGCACGUAUCCAUACCUGCUAGAUCCGCUGAUUCGCCAUGAAACGAAAAUGGAAGCCGCGCUGAAGAACAACGCCAUCGUUGUCUUUGACGAGGCACACAACGUGCCGGCCGUGUGUCAAGAUGCGCUGUCGCUGGAGUGUCCGCGUGGUGUACUGGACUUGAUUCUCUCAGAACUGGGGCCUCUCCUGUCAAAUAGCCAUGCCCUUGCUCACCCGGCAGCGACGCCGACUUUAGGGUCGGGCGCAAGUCACAGUGAGGGCGUUGCAACGCUGCAGUACCCGCGCGAGCUGCACCUCGGCUCCUACACGUUGGUGGAAAUCUUCUCCUUUCUCCACACCCUUUUCCAGUCCAUCAGCGCUUUCGUGGACAAGGUGGCAGGCGCUGAGCGUGCCGGUGCCGCCGCGUAUGCGACAACCAGUUCGGUCAGUCACCGUGGCGAAAAGCGUCCUCGGGACACGGGCAGAGAAGGAGGGGCGGAUGCAGCGUACAUCCAAGGGGCGGUGUUGGAGCAUCACCUGCGCAGCGACAUGGAAGCCUUUAUGCGUACGCUGAACCGACAAGCGGACGCGCGUGGUGGAUCGCCUGCGCUGAGUUCUCUAGACCUUUUCCAGCGCUCCUACGGCGUGAUCAUGUCCCUCGGUGUCACCUUCAACCCUUUUCUUUUUUCCGUAUUCGGUCUCUCGAUGCUGAAACGGUGGCUGCUGCUGCUGCGAUUUUUCCUUCCAAAGUCGUGCGGCUUUGUGCUGAAGGUGCGGAGCGACUCGCCGGCGGAAGGGGCUGCACCGGCCGCGACCUCAACGACAGCACAUCGGGAAGAGACGACAGAUAGGAGAGGCGGCGAUGACCGAUCUGGCUCCGCGCGCUGCUCGCUUCCGGUGUCCGGAGGCACCUCUGGCGCGUCUCGUACCGUCGUCGAAGUCCGCUGCCUCGACGGAAGCCUUGCGUUUCACCACCUCCUGCGAUCGGUGCACCGCGUCGUGCUCGCGUCUGGCACUCUGGCCCCUUUUACUCAGCUCACACAAGAUUUAGGACUCACACCUUCACAGUGGCGGGGGCUUGAAGGGCUGCACGUUGUGCCCGACUCGCAGCACAGGCUCACCGCGCUUACCUGUCUCCCGUCCUCUGCCACCUCGAGCGCCACCGUGCCAUUGCGGUGCACUUACGCCUCGCUGUCAGACCCGUCCUUUCUAAAAAUUGUAGCACGCUGUGUGGUGCAGCUGGCACUCACGGUGCAGCGGAGCAGCAGCAACGGUGGUGGAGUUCUUUUCUUCGUUCCCAACUACGCGGUGCUGCACAGCCUCGCCAAGAUCACGCGAGAGCUGCUCCAUAUCUCUGCCCAGGAGCGUGGCUGGCAGUCCGACGCACCGCCCAUCCCGCUGUUUCUCGAGCCGCGCACGGCAGAGGCGCUUACACAGGUUUUGCGUGAAUUUGAGUGCCGCACGCAGGGCCCUUGCGGAGGAACAGCACUCCUCUUCUCCGUCUACCGCGGAAAGGUGAGCGAAGGCAUCGACUUCACCGAUAACAUGGCGCGACUCGUCAUCUGCCUUGGUGUCCCGCUACAGCCGCUCAAGUCAUGGAAAGUGGCCGCGCAGCGUGUGUUCAGCGGCCCUGCGUGGUACACGUCGGAUGCCGUGCGGGCAGUCAAUCAGGCGCUGGGCCGUUGCCUGCGGCACGCUCGCGAUUACGGCGCGGUGGUGCUGCUGGACGAGCGUUACGCGCAGGCAGAGUAUCAGCAGCGGCUGUCCCGGUGGUGCCGCGCCACGUUACAGACGGAAUCGUCGCUGGCAAACCUCUGCCACGAGUUGCAGGGAGCGUUUACGCAAUGGCGUUGGGAACUGGAGACGCCGUUGCUGAUGCCGAGCGCCGCAGGUGUUGCGGAGGGUGGCCCGAAAGGAGCCGAGGUUGGCGAGGACGGGAUAGAGCUGGGCGACACAGCCUCAGCAUCCGCCGCGUCUUCUUCUGCGCUCGCCUCGGCGCGUGGCUUGGAGCUGGAUGCACAGCUGACCCAAUCGCAGGCGCGAGGAGGUGAUGGCGCGAGAGUGCGUCUCGGAACCGAUCAGCUGCCGUUUCAGCUUGUGCGACGCACUGCGCAGCAUUGCAGGCACCACGCAACAGAGAACGCUACGCCGUAUAGCGCAAACGACGUUCAUGCAGACCGCUUCGGCAACGGUAGCACUACGAUUGACUCAAAAGCGGCAGGUGCGGUAAGGACAGAAGCGGUGGCCGGUGAGGGACUUCUUCAUUCACCUUUUGCGUGCACAGCCGUUAAACUGCUUUACGAGACGGCCUGCUCCACAGGCGAUGUCUCGAGGCGGGACCUGCACGCCGCCAUCGCCCUUCUUGCGGAGAGUUUUCUGGUCGACGACGUGGAGAGCAGUAGUCAGGAGUGA
Molecule: messenger RNA, 4053 nt
Organism: Leptomonas pyrrhocoris
Lineage: Eukaryota; Euglenozoa; Kinetoplastea; Trypanosomatida; Trypanosomatidae
Product: putative mitochondrial Helicase-like protein
Exons: 1
Coding region: 310-4053 (1247 amino acids)
Biological process (GO): nucleotide-excision repair; double-strand break repair involved in meiotic recombination
Cellular component (GO): nucleus
Molecular function (GO): DNA binding; DNA helicase activity; ATP binding
Source: RefSeq, a predicted model, not a curated record